GGCUCUUCGCCGUCAUCUUCGUCACGCGGUCGGCCGAUUCCAGCGUCGGCGGCGGUAGAUGUUGCACGAGAGCUCGCCUGCCACGCGUCCAUCGUACACGACACGAUCAGGUUCCUCACACAGCGCUUCCAGGACGGAAGCAUGGGCUCGCGCGGCGUCGGCGCGCUGCUCUUCGGUGUCCCCGGCGUCGGCAAGUCGCACUUUCUGCGCCUCCUCGCGGGUUCGAUUCCCAACGUGCGCUUCCAUUUUGUCACGUCGCCCGAUAUGUUUCAGACCAACGCCGGCGCGUCGGAACAGAAGAUUCUCGACAUCUUCCACGAGGCGUCGCGGGCGUCGUGGGCCGUCGUCGUCCUCGAAGACGUGGAUGCAAUCGCAGCCAAUUCCGAGACGGCGCUCGACAAGUCGGUGCUCGCAACGCUCCUCGCCGUGCUUCGGACACUUCCACGCCACGUCGCCGUCCUCGCAACGACGAACCGCAAGGAUGUGCUGGACCCUGCGCUCACGACGAACGGGCGGCUGGAUCUAUGCCUCGCCAUGGCGCCACCAACGCUGCUUGAGCGCCACGCCAUCUUGACUGUGAUCUGUCGGCAUCUUGACGUGCAAAGCGAUAUGCUCGAGCUCAUGGCACAGCGGACGUCGGGCUUUGUUGGUGCAGACCUGCUGAGCCUCGUCCGCGAAGCCGCCAUGGCGUCCGUGGAUAGCGGCGCCCCGGGGCGCCUUGCGGUGCACCACAUCGAGGCCGGGCUUCGCGUCGUGCGCCCGUCGGUGCUCCAGGGCCAAAAGACCGCCACCUCGCUGCUCGUGCCCAUGUUUGGUGUGGCAGAUGCGCUUCAGACACUCGACGUCGCGGUGGUCGGGCCGCUGCGCGACUCGUCGGCGUACCGGCGCAUGGGCAUCCCGCCGCCCCGGGGCGUCCUCCUCACGGGCCCGUCGGGGAGUGGCAAGAGCCACGCGCUCGCGUACGUUGCGGCGACAGUCGGUGCUCAUGCGACCGUCGUGCCGGUCAUGUGCACCGACUUGGUCACCAAGGUCGUCGGUGGCACGGAACAGGCGCUUUCGGCGCUCUUCGCCACCGCGCGCCUCGCGGCGCCCUGCGUUCUCCUUUUCGAUCAGAUCGAGAGUUUGGCGCCCGUCCGCGGCUUUGACACGAGCUCGGAGCAGACAUUCGACCGCGUUCUCUCGAUGUUGCUUCUGGAAAUGGACGGCGUCGGCUCGUCGUCGUCGGCGGCAGCCAUGCGCAAGAUGACGCACGAAGCGUUCCUGCGUCAGCACGUGGUGCUUGUGGCGACGACGACACACGCAAGCCAGCUCGACCCUGCCAUCUUGCGCCCCGGGCGCUUUGACCUCGAGAUUGGACUCACGUUUCCGGACGCCGACGCCCGGGCAGAGGUCAUCACCCACUUGUUGGCGCAGACUCCUGUCGCGAUCCAAGACCGCUUUGCAACAGCCGAGGCCUUCACGCAGUGGCUCGUCGCUGCGUCCGACGGCGCGUCCGUGGGCCAACUCAACGCGGUGUUCCAAGAGGCCGCGCUGGCCUGUCUGCGCAGCGACAUCCAUGCGACCAAGGUCGCCUUGUCGUACUUGGAAGAGGCGCUGCAGCAAGAGGUUGGCAAGGCGCGCGCUGUCGAGACACUGGAGAUCGAUGCGAGUGGAGCCAGCGACGAGGACGAGUAAGAUCAUGGGUCAACAACGAGGAUCGGAUUUACGCUUCUAUUACUACUACUAACGUUACGUGGGAUGGCUCAGCUUCGC
This is a messenger RNA of Saprolegnia parasitica CBS 223.65, 1752 nucleotides long. RefSeq lists its product as hypothetical. Bases 142 to 1674 code for a protein of 510 amino acids. The transcript has 6 exons. Lineage: Eukaryota; Oomycota; Saprolegniomycetes; Saprolegniales; Saprolegniaceae. Gene Ontology annotation, molecular function: ATP hydrolysis activity; ATP binding. The record is from RefSeq and is a predicted model, not a curated record. Gene Ontology annotation, cellular component: cytoplasm.